Sebastes umbrosus (honeycomb rockfish) is the source of this 1578-nucleotide messenger RNA. RefSeq names its product eukaryotic translation initiation factor 4h (gene eif4h). The record is from RefSeq and is a predicted model, not a curated record. Gene Ontology annotation, molecular function: RNA binding. The transcript has 8 exons. NCBI's taxonomy places the organism in Eukaryota, Metazoa, Chordata, Actinopteri, Perciformes, Sebastidae. Bases 78 to 905 code for a protein of 275 amino acids.
GUUAGUGACGUGUAGCUCUUCCUCCUCCUCCUCUUCCUCCUCCUCCUCUUCCUCCUCCUCGUCACUCAGCAGCAGUAAUGGCGGACACCGAGAGCUACGACGAUGAGCGGGAUAAGGCCUACAUCUGCUUUGGCGGCGGUAGGCCCCGUGGAGGACCCCCCCCCAGGAAGCAGAAGGAGCUGCCAACAGAGCCGCCGUUCACGGCGUAUGUGGGGAACCUGCCGUUCAACACGGUGCAGGGAGACAUCGACAUCAUCUUCAAAGAGCUCAACAUGCGCAGCGUCCGAUUGGUCAGAGACAAAGAAACAGACAAGUUCAAAGGUUUUUGUUAUGUGGAGUUUGAAGAUUUGGAAUCUCUUAAAGAAGCUUUGACGUACGAUGGUGCUUUGCUAGAUCAACGGCAACUGAGGGUGGACAUCGCAGAGGGACGAAGACAAGAACGAGGAGGAGGAGGAGGAGGAAGCUUCGGCGGCAGAGGACGAGGAGGUCCUCGAGGAGGAGCUCCCAGCGGAGGAAGAGAACGUGACUUCGGUGGGGACUACAACCAACAAGGAGGAGGUGAAGGUUUUCGAGGAGAGGACGACUUCAUGGGAGGGCGGAGUCGAGGAGGAGGCGGUGGCGGCGGUGGCGGUCGCCCCGGUGACAGAAGGGGGGGUGGAGCCGGAGCCGGACCCGGAGCCGGACCCGGAGCCGGAGGUGGUGCGGGUGCGGGUGCAGGACCGGCUCGCUUCAGAGAGGGACCCCCCCGCGCAGGAGCGACAGACUUCAGGGAACCGUCUGAUGAGGAGCGAGCACAGAGGCCUCGGCUGCAGCUGAAGCCUCGGACCGUCUCGGAGCCGCUCAACCAGGUCGCCAACCCCAACUCUGCCAUCUUCGGCGGAGCCAAGCCGCGAGAGGAGCACUGACUCAUUUAAAUCAGCAGCCACAUACCCCCCCCUCCCCCGACCAGACGGUGGCGCUAACACAUCACCCGUGUUACCGGCAGGAGCGAAGAGAUUUAAAGGUUUUUGUGCUGUUUUUGUUAUUUCAGUGUUCAUCUUGUAGAAGCCGACUGCCACAAAAACACUUUUGUAAAAAUUGAUGAAAAGUUUUGAAUGAACUGCAAAAAGUCCAAAUUGUUCUGAUCAUGAUGAUUCUGAUUCUCCAACAAUGAAGUUUGGUUUAUAGUUUUAAAACUGUCAUUUUUUGCAUUCCUUAAUUUUCAUCUUUAAUUUUCUGAGACACAGAGCGUAAACCUGGUCCAGGUGAAGGUUUUCAGGUCCGCGUGGAUCGGGAUCAGGAUCGGGUCCGUAGAGGGUCCGGCGAACGGGGGUUUAAACCUUCAAUCGGUGGUUUUGGUCGGUUUGGGUCGGUUUGGGUCUGCGCCGCUUUGACAACGUUUGUGCCGCUGAUAAACAGUUUGUUUGUUCUCCUGGACGUUUGCUUUACUGUACUGUAGAAUAAAAACGGCUGUUUUAACUUUUUCUUUUUGUUCAUUUUUAUUUCCUUCACUGUUUAUGGCAAUAAAACUCUCAUCAUCAACGACAUGUGUUUACUUUACGGGUCGGGGGGGACAAUAAAGCUCGUUCUGUGUCUGUG